Messenger RNA from Poeciliopsis prolifica (blackstripe livebearer), 3746 nucleotides. It is a transcript of the gene noazfp, whose product is annotated as zinc finger protein 330. Gene Ontology annotation, cellular component: nucleus. Gene Ontology annotation, molecular function: zinc ion binding. Lineage: Eukaryota; Metazoa; Chordata; Actinopteri; Cyprinodontiformes; Poeciliidae. The transcript is spliced from 10 exons. The coding region runs from base 43 to 996 and encodes 317 amino acids. The record is from RefSeq and is a predicted model, not a curated record.
UUAACACUAGCUUCACUGGGUGAGCUGUUACUGAUUCCAGAGAUGCCCAAAAAGAAAACCGGAGCCAGGAAAAAGGCGGAGAACCGCAAAGAGCGAGAGAAACAGAUCCGAGCCAACAGGGAGCAUGUCGAAGUGGCCAAACACCCCUGCAACGUGAACAUGGAAUGUGACAAAUGUCAGAGGAAGCAGAAGAACAGGGCAUUCUGCUACUUCUGCAACUCCGUGCAGAAGCUGCCAGUCUGCGCUCAGUGUGGUAAAACUAAGUGCAUGAAGGCUUCAGAUUGCGUUGUCAAGCAUCCAGGGAUCCACAGCACAGGAAUGGCCAUGGUGGGGGCAGUGUGUGACUUCUGUGAAGCCUGGGUAUGCCACGGUAGGAAAUGUCUGAGCACCCACGCCUGCUCGUGUCCUCUGGCCGACGCCGACUGCAUCGAGUGUGAGCGUGGAGUCUGGGAUCACGGAGGUCGGAUUUUCCGCUGUUCCUUUUGUCGGAAUUUUUUAUGUGAGGAUGAUCAAUUUGAGCACCAGGCCAGCUGUCAAGUCCUGCAGGCAGAAACCUUUAAAUGCGUUUCCUGUAACAGACUGGGACAGCACUCGUGCCUGCGCUGCAAGGCCUGUUACUGUGAUGACCAUGCCAAGAGUAAAGUGUUCAAACAGGAGAAAGGCAAGGCUCCACCUUGUCCGAAGUGCGGCCAUGAGACCCAGGAGACCAAAGACCUCAGCAUGUCCACUCGUACCUUGAAGUUCGGUCGGCAGGCCGGUGGCGAUGACGAUGACGACUACGAUGGCGCGUCCGGGUAUGACGCCUACUGGAAGAACCUGGCAGCUGGAGGAAGCCGACAAGACGACUAUGGCGAUGAUGAUGAUGAGGAGGAAGAGGAAGAGGAGGAUGACGGGUAUGAGGAGGAUGAAGAAGAGGAAGAAGAUGAAGGUGAAGAGGAGGAUGAAACUGCUUCGGAGUCUCUGGCUGAGCUGAAGAUAGAUGGCACUGCAGCCUAAAGUAAGACUGAGGAGUUGAUGACCAGAGUGGAUUUUAACUGAGUGAAAGUCACAGAGUUUGGUUUAAAUACAGAGCGUUCUGCGUUCAGGCAGCCUAAUGCUCUUGUAAUCUUUGGAAGUGGCUUAUACGUGUUCUUUUUUUUUUUAAAGCUUUUCACAGUUGUUUGUCCAGUCCUGGUAUCAGUAUGGUAUGAUGAGGCAGUGGAGGACAAACGUAGAAAAACCAUAAACUGUACCAGAAAGCCAAAUUUACUCAGGAGCGAGUAAAUAAAUAUCAAAAGGCAAAACUGACAGUUAAAAGCUGCAUUCUGCAGUUUGUUGAUGAAGAACUAUGAGAUUCUCACACUUAGGCAGGGCUUAAUAAAAGAACCAUCUAUUAAAGGAUAUUUAUAAAUUAACACCUAUAUAAAUAAAUAUAACCUGAUUUUUCCUUAAAAAAUAAUUUUUAUUGCUGCUAAAAUAAUCUACAGUUAACUUGCUGCUGUUUUGCCCAUCUUGUAUAACAGGAGUAUAUUAUUAAAUGAUCAAGUUUUUCUGCUAAAUGUAAUAACAUUUCAAUCAAAGGAUAGGCAGUACUUAGCAUCAUGUAGAGGAGGGGCAGAUAAUUAGCAGAUAAUUGUAAACUCCUGUACACAACGGAUUUCUUUUGCAUUGCAUUAAAAGGACUUUAAAAAAGCAUUUCAUUGAAAUUCAGGAGCAGAAUUUUGUUUUGCAGAGACUUUCUCUGUAGAACAAGUCAAGUUUUAGAUCUCAUAAAAAGGCAUAAAGCGGCUUCCUCUGACACCUUCUUACUUUGUUUCUUGUAGGCGACACUCAGCCCCCGCACAAGGUGUUGCAGUUUUACCGUUAUGACUUUUCUAGUUAAAAUAAGAACAUGUUUUGGUUUUAACAAAAUAUAAAGCAUUACUUUUUUGUUUGGCUUGUUAAAACGUGAAGCUUUCUCGUUUCAGCAAGAAACGGUUCCUGAAACUAACUCUUCCGAAUUUUCAUGUGUAAAAAUGAUGUGAUGGGAAAAUUGUUGUAGUUCUUAAACUGUGCCAGAUCUCUGUAAGUUAUCCAGACUGAAUGGUUACAUAGUUGUGGAUUUAUUUUAACGCUUGAGUAUUAGCAAACAAAAACAUAACUGCCAUAUGUAGAAAUGACAAUGGUUCUUCCCAUGGGAUUUUUCUUGCCAAAAAGAGUUGUGGGUCCUGUAUACUGGAUUGAAAUCAGGUGAAAAUCAGUCAAAGUCCAAGGAAAAUCUUUUAAGGACCUUCAUAAAGGCUGAUUGAACUGUUGAUCAGAAUCACUGUUAAAAUUGAGAAAGUCUAACUGUUAGAAAGCAUAAAACAACAUAAGAAGUGACUAUUUUGAGCCCCUUAUUCAUUCCAGCACUCUCUGGCGACUUUCAGGAAUAUUGUGAACCAUUUUAAACUUCACCCUUCUGCACAACAUUGAAGGAAUAAAGUUUAAUAUGAAUCUAAAUCAAUAAAAUUGUGACUGAACAUUCUUUAUUUUAAUUCAUUCCCUGAAAUGCUUGGUUUUUAACAGGGUUGGGACUUUAAUUUCGAUGACUAAAUUAUAUAAAUUUAACUCAUUUAAUUGGAUAUUUUCUAACAUAUAGAGCUUCUGAGUGGAGCCUUUGUAUUUGCAUGUUUCUGGUACUCCUGUACAUCUGACUUUUGAUGGACGACAAAACCGCCCUUUUUGGUCCACGGGUGAUACAUUUCUGCUAAAAAAACAUUCUGAUGGGAUUAAACUAUUGUGCUAAAAGGUGUUAGACUAUCAACGAAUAUGUUCAAGCCUAAAACAGCAUCUCAAUGCCAAACAGCAGCAUAGAAAUCCCCAAUGCUAAUGUCAGCAAUGAUGCCUAAAAAUAUAUAUAUUUUCCAAAGCAACAUUUUGCUUUUAGGCUUCCAGAAACACCUAAAAGCAAAAUGUUUGUAUAAUGUAAAUAAUAUUAAAAAUAUUUAUUGCGUUGCUAAGCUUGUAUGUCUAAAUAUUCAAUAUUGGCAGCAAAUGGGUUUAUGAAUUGAAUAUCUUGCUUAAAUUGUUUAUUUAAAAUGUGAUUAAUUGUAAUUAAUUACAGCCCCUGCAAUUCACUGGCUAAACAUUUUAAUUGAGUCCCACCUCUAUUUUCUUAAUAGUUGGAUCUCCAUUAGUAACAUUAGUCAAUUACCUUACAAUAUGUACAUAUGAUUUCAAAAUCUCUUCCUGCACUGAGAACCUUGUAGAGAGACCAGUAGGAAGAUCUCAUGAUUAAUGUUUCCACUGUUGUGCGUCUAAGGUUUUUGGUAUGGCAUACGUGGGAGUUUGAUUUUAUCAUGUCUGUUUGUUGUAGGGUUCAUUACCGAAACCCCAUAAGAAUUUACUUGUUUUUCAGUCGUUUUAUAGCUGGUUGGAUUUUCCCAACUAAAGGCCAGAUGACUCUCUUGAAUGUGUCAUCCGUCAUGUCUACUGUAACAGAGACUGCAACAUGAGCAUAAUGUGCAGCAGUGCUGCUUCAGUGCAUUCAGUUCUUUUUGAAACCACUUAAGGAACUCAUACAGUUAAUCUUUUUUCCUCUCAAUUACUUUAAGAUAAGUUUUUUUUACAGUUUUAAUGAGUGUGUUUUUGUGGCUUUUCUCACAAAGAUGGAAUUUUUCCUUCAAUGUCUCCAUUGACUCUUUAAAUUUUGACAAGAAACAUAUGCAGGAUAAUCGUAAUCAGUGGUUUGACUAAGGGAUUUGAAUUAAUUAAGAUUAUCUGAAUAAACAAAAUAUAAAAUCACA